UGUUCAUAGAAGUCGUAAUUCGUUCUCGACUUUUAACCCUUCUCGUUUUUCAUCGUCUCCCAAUUUCAGAGUCCUGACUGCUUAAAACCAUUUUAAUUACCUGCAUUAGUUUUUAAUUUAAGUAAUUUCUUAUUUCAAACUAAAUGACCAUGAGUAAUUCGGAAGAUUUUACCCCGCUGCUUCUAAGGCUAAAAGAACCCGACUUCAUCCCAACUCUCGUUUUUGAAAAACGUUUUGUGGAGCUCUUUUGCAACAAAUUAAAUCAAAUCUUCGAGGCGAGAUCAUCUGGAAAGUCUAAUCACUCAAUAGCAACCAUAAGUGAUAGACUGGAUUGUGUCCUUUUAAUUGCCGAAAAAGACAAACAAUUCAUCCCUCUCUUUGGAACAAGUGAUUCCUUGUGUGGUCAAAUUACUAACAGCCUAAGAAGUGAAUUGAUUGAGAGCCAAUCUUUGGUACCUCUACAUAUUAAGGUGUUACAUUUCAUCAGUCUUAUUCUUCAACACAUUCCAACUAAAAAAUCAACAUUUGUAUCACUUGGUCUCCAUAGAUUGCUGCUGUUGAAACCUGCAGUUUUAAACCAUGACCUCAUCAUGUGGAGAAUUGAUAUUUUGGAUAAGCUGUGUGAUGUACCUAUUGCUUUGCAAGACAUUUCUUCUGUUAAUGCAUUAGAAUUGCUUUUCUGUUUCUUGGGAUGUUUUAUUGAAAAUAAUGAAUCUGGUUGCAAUCUUAAUGAUAUUGAUCUUUUAAAAUCAUUGUUGAGCCUCAUUUGCAAAAUCACCAAUGAUGUUUCAUUGCAUAAUAGCAAUCACUUAAGAAAGUUUGAUGAAGUUUUUCUACAAUUGGCUCGUGUGUAUCCCGAAUUAGAAGAGGUCAUUCAAGGAGUUUAUAAGCUAGUUUGUGAAGCUAUGCUCUCCUCUUCUAGACCCUCGACGAAGUCAACUAAAAAGUCGUGUUUUAGUGUAACACAUUCAAGGAUUUCCAAGCAACGACCGAACGUUUUCCAGUACAGCCUCAGCAUCAUGGACUUCAAACCUACGCCGAGCAUCAAUCUAACCAUAACUGGAUUUAGAUCGGCAAAAUCUGAUGCCUAUUCUGUUGGUCGAUACAUGUUCGUGGACAUGGACGACAUGGAUAUGGAGGUUGAUGCUAUUUCACUCGAAAAAUCGGUUGAGCUAAUUGAUAUGGCCACAACAGCAGAGGUGAUUUGCGGUAUGCUGAAUUCCAACAAAGGUGGAACUAUUCAUUUUGGACUUACCAGUUCUGGUCGCAUAGACGGCCUUCUUGUCAACCAUGAGCGACGAGAUGGAUUACGUGGUGGGGUCGAUAAUCUCUUUUUAAACCAACUCUCGCCUUUACUUCCAACUUCUUUAGUCAACAUAGUUUUUAUUCCUGUUAGAGAAGAGAACAUGAAAACGAUUAGUCCCAAUCAUUCGCUCUAUGUGGUUAGAAUCGUGGUGCCAGCUCGUAUGAACACGCUCUACCAUCUGAAAAAUCGGGAUAUCUCAUUCGUACGCCGUCCCGAGGGAAAUGUUCAACUAAGCCUCAAAGAUGUUCGACAAUUAGCUGUCGAAUUGAGUGAAAAAAAAUUCGUGUCCACUUCCUAACUUUAAAAAUCUUUUGUACAUCGCACAAGGAUUCAAUUUUUUAUUUCAUGAUUUGAGAAUAAAUUUACUUUCCUAUCAU
This is a messenger RNA of Daphnia pulicaria, 1683 nucleotides long. RefSeq lists its product as uncharacterized. NCBI's taxonomy places the organism in Eukaryota, Metazoa, Arthropoda, Branchiopoda, Diplostraca, Daphniidae. The transcript has 10 exons. Bases 144 to 1604 code for a protein of 486 amino acids. The record is from RefSeq and is a predicted model, not a curated record.